AUGUCAGCCGAAUCAGCCUCUGCCAUUCAAAGAAGUCAGGUUGAUCUACUGGACUUUGUGAACUGGUCGGGUGUGGAAUGUUUAAAUCAAAGUAGCAGUAAUUCUCUUUCGAAUGCUCUCAAACAGGGUUACAGAGAAGAUGAGAGUUUGAAUUUGGAAAGCGAUGCGGAUGAGCAGCUAUUGAUUUAUAUUCCAUUUAUUCAAGUUAUUAAACUGCACUCUAUUAUCAUUAAAGGGCCUGAGGAGGAAGGUCCUAAAACUGUGAAACUUUUUGCUAACAAGGAGCAUAUGGGAUUCAGUAAUGUCAAUGACUACCCUCCAAGUGACACUGCUGUUUUGUCAGAGGAUAAUCUCAAGGGAAAACCAGUUAUCUUGAAGUAUGUUAAGUUUCAAAAUGUUCGCAGUUUAACAAUUUUCAUUGAGGAUAAUCAAUCUGGUUCAGACAUUACAAAAGUUCAGAAGAUUGUUCUCUGUGGAACAACGGUGGACACUACAGACAUGAAAGCAUCAUUAGCAUCUCUGUCUCUCAUUAAAACAAGUGCAAUGAGAUCUUUUCUUGUUAAAGAAAAAUCUAGUGACAUACUUAAUUCUUGCUUAACACAUGUCCUGACUGUGCUGUGUACAAAAUGCCCAGUGCUUCGAGCCAUUCUGCUAUACCUUUAA
This is a messenger RNA of Fraxinus pennsylvanica, 663 nucleotides long. NCBI's taxonomy places the organism in Eukaryota, Viridiplantae, Streptophyta, Magnoliopsida, Lamiales, Oleaceae. The record is from the annotation of a GenBank genome assembly.